Molecule: messenger RNA, 3248 nt
Organism: Trichobilharzia szidati
Lineage: Eukaryota; Metazoa; Platyhelminthes; Trematoda; Strigeidida; Schistosomatidae
Source: the annotation of a GenBank genome assembly
AUUGUUACGGCGCACGAUACAGUAUGAGCAGACUAGACAAAUAUGAAAAUGUUCGGAAUGUUUAUAGAUUACUGAAGGAGAAAGGAGAUAUCGAUAAACUGAAGUCUCAAAUCAGACAGAGGAUAAUAUUGGGGUUUGCAUCUUUGGAAAAUCCUGUUCCUAAAUCUGAUUGUGAAAUCAUCGAUCAAAACGUUAGGCUGGUGAAUUGUCUGAUAGCAGAUCAUAUGAAACAACAUGGGUAUGAUUAUUCCUUGAGUGUUUUUCUCCCAGAAAUCGGGCUCACAAGUCAUGAGUCCGAAGAACACAUUAAAAACCUCCCAUUCUCAAAAUGCAGUAUAAGCAGAAGUCUCUGGAAAAAGAUAGCGUCAUAUCACCAGGACACAUGCUCCUUUCUAGUCUCGAUUCUGAAAGCUGAAGCAGAUAUCUCAGAUGUCUUGAAGGAACAGAAGUCGGUUCAAACAUGUGAUUUGGAUGUAUGCGAAUUAGAUCAGAGGCUUAAAGAUAUUGAUAAGGAAUAUGAAGCUGUUAAAUCAGCAGAUAUUUUACACUUAAAGCAGACAUUUGAAGACAGACUGGAAUAUUACAAGCGUGAAGUUGGUGAACAGUACCAGGUGAAAUUAACACAACAGAUGACUGAAUUCCGUCAAAAUGAAUUAAACACAAUCAAAUUAGAAAUGGAAGACAGAUUUCAAGAACGUGUAAAGGAACAUGCGAUGCGUUUAGAAAAAGAAUUUGAAAUUCGUCUGCAAUCUUUGAAUGACCAAGAAGAACUACUAAAAGAGAAGUACAACCUAUCACAACAGCGAGAAGAACGUGAAGCAUUUGUUAAACGUCAAGCUUUACAAGCAGAAUUAGAUACAAUACAAUUGAUGAAAACGCAGUUAGACCAAGAGAGAUUACAAAUUGAAAGUGAGAAAAAACAAAUGCUUAAAGAUCAUGAGAAACGCGAAAUAGAAAUUAAAAAGCAUGAAAAUCUUUUAGAAAUCAGAGAAAAAACCUUGGAAGGUGAAAUUCAAGAACAUGUAGACAGAAUUCGUAUGGAGGAUGAAAUUAAACUAUUAAAACAACGUAAAGAAAUAGAAAUUCAAUCACUUCAACUAUCAGAAAAUCAGAAAAUGCUCGAAGAAAAAAUGAAAACAUUUGAACAGCUUAAACAAGAUUUGAUAAAACAACAAAACAAAUUCACAGAAAUGGAAAUUAAUGACUACGAUACUAUUAAAACACAAAAUGAAGUAUACAAAAAUGAAAUCACCAAUUUACAAAAACAGCUGAAAAAUGCCGUAGUUGAAUUAGAAGAACAAAAACAAAUUACAGCAUCAGCAACAACAGAAUUAGGCGUACUAAGCGUUGUCAAACAAGAAAUUGAAAGAUUGAUGAAUACUUUAAACAAUGAUCGUGUAACAUUUAUUCAAGAGAAAAUCAAUUUACAAAAGAAGCUAAACGAACAACAAAAUGAAAUACAUAGACUAAUGGAACGUCUCGCAUUGCAUGAUGGCGGAAAUAUUUAUCCUGGACAGUAUUGUUCUAAUCGUUGUACUGGAACCUGUGUUACUAAUCAUCCGCGUACAGUUCAUCAGAAUGUAACCAAAACUCACCAGUUGACAGAAGCUGAACGUCGAUCAAUUUAUGAAGAAUGCAAUCUCUCAAUUUCAAGUGAUAUGAGUGGUGAAAGCUGUAUGGGUGUAAAAAAUGUUCAGAAAUCAAGUAAUCCUACUCCGUUGUCUAAUCCUCAAUUUGACCAGUGGUCACAACGUCUUGAAUUAUCUCGUCGACGUAUGGCUCAAUUGCAGAUGGUCAGUGAGCAGUUUGAUUCAAUUUACGAAGAAUGGAAAUCAGUUGAUUUAAAAGAGUUUUUAUCAAAGCUUAACACUGACUUGCCAAACUUUUUAACUACAGGCAAAUCAGAUGGACUGACAAACCUGAACGAGUUAAUCAAAAGUGAUCAGUUUAUCACUUUUGAAAAUAACACACAGGCAGAUCAGAUUAUGCAUCAGCAAACAGUUCAUCAAGAUUCGGAGAGAAAUAAAAAUUUAGAUAAGGAACACAUUGGUUCACAUAGUGAAAUUAAUCCAGAAUCAAGAAGUAUGAAGAUGAAGAGCGAAAGUGAUAUUGAUGUUCAAGAUAAUUCGUAUUCCAGUAGUCUACAUGAUCUGACCAACGGAUCUGAUAUCAACACACCAAAAUCGAACAAAUCAAUUUUGAAAAAUAAAUCAAAUGAAAUCAUGAAUAUCCCAUCAAGAUACUCUUCAGUAUCCGGUUCAAAUCACUUAGAUGUAAAUUCUAACAGAUCUUCAAACAAAAACUUAGACAAUCAGAAACCAGAUUCUGUUCGUUCCAUAGAGUCAAUCUCCCACUCACAAUCUAUAAAAUUGUUAGAUUUAAAAAAUGUUGAAACCAAUGAAAUAUCCGACCAAAUGACAUCAUCCCACCGAUCCGGUAGAGAUGAUAAUCGCAUGGAAGUGAUAAAUACUGCACAUGCAGACGGUGAGAUGGAGGUGCGUACAAAUACAAGGCAAAGUGAUGUUAGUGAUAAAAUGAUAACUAACAAUAAUUUGGAUAAUGAUAAUCGAAAAAUAAUUGAAGAUGGUUUCCCAUUGCUUCUUGAAACAUCGCGUACUGAGUAUACAGAAGGUGAAAAUAAAAACUUGACCACAGCUGUCAGUCUCGUCAAUGGAAAAUGUUCACCAAGAGGCGAAGUAGAAGAAUGUCUGCUUCAGAUAAAAAGUCCAUCAAAUUCAAACAUAAAUGGAAAUAGUCAUACUGGUAACGAUGAUAUCAUGGAGAAAUAUCUCAGACUGAGUUUAGAUAACCAGUCGAAAUCGCCUGUACCCGAGCAAAAUAAUGUCACAGUACAAUCGAAAUUGACAAAUGGAUUUCAUUCAACCAGUCCAAAAAGUAAUAUACGCUCAUGGUUUGAAAAUAAUCAUAAUUUUAGUUCCAGUGAAUCAGACAUAAGUUUGAACAAAACCCGAAAUGGACAUUUCACCCCACUUGAAAGUUUAAACAAUCAUGAAAAAAUUCAAAAUGGUGAUGAAAUCGACAGUGGUUCAGAUUAUGUUUGGUGAAGCUGCAAAUAAUCCCACGUGGAGACUACACAUAUCUUCAAAUUUUAACAUAGAAAUAAAAAAGAUUCAGUUGUCUAUUUAUCAUAUAUAUCACAGUGUAAUUUUUAUGAAAUUGAAAUUAAAGUCAUGUCUUAUGUAUAUGUUGAUGGUCAAAUAUGUGAUUUUCAUUUAACUUUUCCACCG